CUCACAAGGACUACUCUAUGUUGAUAAUCAAAAAGUCAGACGGAAUCGGAUUGUAUUGAUCGGUCAGGGUUACUUACUCAUCAUAAUUUGAAUUUCUCGAAUACGCUACCUCAGUCUGACUUUGUUUUAGUAUUUAUUGAGAAGUUUUAUAACUGAAAUAAAACCGAAAUGGCGACUGAAACUUUAAUCCCAUUAGAAUCAAACCCCGAGGUUAUGAAUAAGUUUUUGCAGAAAUUGGGAGUACCUAGUCAAUGGGGUAUCGUAGAUGUUAUGGGCUUGGAACCUGAAAUGCUGUCGUGGGUUCCCCGUCCCGUGCUUUCUGUCAUGCUCCUCUUCCCGGUUUCCGAUGCUUACGAAGAACAUAAACAAAAGGAAGAAAGCGAUAUUCUAUCGAAGGGACAAGAAGUUUCAAGCAGUAUUUUCUAUAUGAAACAGUUCCUAAGUAAUGCUUGCGGCACUGUGGCACUUGUGCACAGUGUUGCCAAUAAUACUGAUAAAAUAGAGCUGGCUGAAGGACACAUGAAGAAAUUCUUAGAUGAAGCCAAAGAUAUAGAUGCUUCUGCUCGAGGAAAAUUGUUAGAAAAGUCUGAAGGUAUUAUCACUGCCCACAAGGAAUUGGCCCAAGAGGGACAAACCAAUACUCCCAGUGCUGAGGAGCCUGUCAACCAUCAUUUUAUAACAUUUGUUCAUAAGGAUGGGUCUCUAUAUGAAUUAGAUGGCCGCAAGGCUUUCCCUGUUAAUCAUGGCCCUACUACACCUGAUUCUCUACUAGAAGAUGCUGCCAAGGUGUGCAAGGAGUUCAUGGCUCGUGAUCCCAAUGAAGUACGCUUCACAGUUAUUGCAUUGGCAGCUUCUGACUAAUGUAUUGUUGUAUAGAGUUGAGCUCUCUACAGCAUUUUGCAGGCUGUAGUUUAUAAUGAGCCGUGCUUCUUAUUCAAGCUUAAAAGUAUUCUGACGUUUGAUACUAAAAGGUGCAAUGUAAGCUUUUGUGAUACAAUAUAAAGUAUUUAUUUUGAAAUAAACUUCAUAAAAAAGUUAAA
Molecule: messenger RNA, 1040 nt
Organism: Helicoverpa zea (corn earworm)
Lineage: Eukaryota; Metazoa; Arthropoda; Insecta; Lepidoptera; Noctuidae
Gene: Uch
Product: ubiquitin carboxyl-terminal hydrolase isozyme L3
Exons: 2
Coding region: 169-861 (230 amino acids)
Biological process (GO): protein deubiquitination; ubiquitin-dependent protein catabolic process
Cellular component (GO): cytoplasm
Molecular function (GO): cysteine-type deubiquitinase activity
Source: RefSeq, a predicted model, not a curated record